This is a messenger RNA of Fulvia fulva, 501 nucleotides long. RefSeq lists its product as uncharacterized. The record is from RefSeq and is a predicted model, not a curated record. The transcript has 2 exons. NCBI's taxonomy places the organism in Eukaryota, Fungi, Ascomycota, Dothideomycetes, Mycosphaerellales, Mycosphaerellaceae. Bases 1 to 501 code for a protein of 166 amino acids.
AUGCCACCAGCACUCGAACACUGCUUCACCCUCCGCGGCUACUUCUCACCCGAACAUGCCAUCCAAGUGAACACAAUAAAAGGCGGACCGCAACGCAUGUCUGUCCCCGUCCAAAGCGGCUUCCUGCGAGGAAGUGGUAUUGAAGCAGAAAUCAUCCCAGGAAGAGCGGAUUGGCCUUUGCUCGACCCGACAAACAAUACCCUCCACAUUGAUGCUCGGCUCAACCUCAAGACGACAUCCGGUGAAGCCAUCUACAUUCAGUAUGCGGGUGUGCUCAAAGCGGAUGAGAAGAGCGCACCGCAUCUGGCGACGGAGCCAGGUGCGAAGAGUACCGAGUAUGGUGAUCAUGAGUGGUUUGUAAAUCCUGUGGUAGAGACAAGUGAGAUAGAGUUGAAGUGGGUGGAGAGCGCCAGUUUUGUUGCGGAGGGCAGGUGGAUUGAGGAGGAGGGGAGGAGGGGAAUUGAGUAUGAAAUCUAUCGAGUUAGGGCAAGUCGGAAGUGA